AUGCCUCCCCUCGCAUCGCGACAAUCUUCAAACACUCCGUCGACUCCAAUCCUGAGAGGACAAACUCGACCGAAGCGUCGGAUCGGCCACACCAAAUCACGAAAUGGCUGUUAUACAUGCAAGAACCGUCGGGUGAAGGUGAGCCAAAGUUUUCUCGGCGUUUUUCUUCUGACGGCUCACUCAACACGACAGUGCGAUGAAGAGCGACCGAUCUGCGGCGCCUGCUCCAUCCGCGAAGACCAAUGCACUUAUCCACCCCUACAAGACGCGCGAGGCAUCACACGAAGACGCGCGCCUUCUCGUCGCGACAGGACAUCCCACGAAGAGACAAAUCCGGGGAAUCCGCCCAGCGAGCAUACAAUGCCUAUGCGCCCUUUGAACUUCAACGUUUCGCGGGUGAGAACACCUCAACCCGAGCACGAACACGAAUCUAGGGGCUGCCUCAACAUGCAUGAUUUGAACCUCCUGCAACAUUUCAUCCUAUACACCGCCCCAAAAUUGAGCCUGAAUCCUCGCAAAGUCUUGGUUUGGACACGCAUUAUCCCAGAUAUCGCUGCCAAGAAUGCAUUCCUAAUGCACUUGCUUUUGGCACUGGCGGGUCUGCAUCUCUUGACGAACCACGAGCCAGCGAACGUGCCAUCUACUGAUCCAUCAUUUGAUGAGUCAAUACAUUCAGUACCCACGGAUUUGGAUGCUAUUGAGCUCCAUUCUCUGGUCGAGCACCAUCAAAAGGGACUACAGGGCCUCCAGGAGAAAUUGGCGACCGCCGACGAGUCAGAUGCGGAAGCAUUAUUCGCUGGGUCGAUGCUAAUCGCGGGUUUCGCAUUCGCCUCGCUCCGUAUCGAGACUUUUGAUAUAUCAUAUCAAAUACCAGGGACUGUCGAUGGCGCGAACCACGACCUGAGCACUCCCAGCCUUGUCGGAAGGCCUCAAGUCCACUGGCUCCAACUUGUGCGCGGCACGGUAUCCAUUGUACAGCAGUCAUGGAGGACUCUUAGACUGGGCCGACUGAGACCACUGCUGUUAUACCGCAAUGCAAACGAUGACUGGAAACUGUAUGAUCCGGAUUCACUGCCCAGCACUUCGCCACCAGGAAGUAAUCUAUCAGCGGGUCUCUCGGCCUUUUUACAGGGUGCCCGUCCUGCCAUAUCCAGUCUCAAAGGCCUGGUAAAGUCCAUGGCGAAAGCAAAUGGAGUCUCUGAAGAUGGCCUACACUCUUCACCAAUUGCAGACCCCAGUCCAGGAGCCACUGGUGAAAUACCAACCGAACAGCCACCCCUGGCACAAGAACAGGCAAUCGAUGUCAUCGAGCAGAUCUAUAUGCGGAUAAUUUAUCUGCUACAACUACAACCGAUCGAGCCAAGUCUAUCAAACCAUGAAAUUCAGGCAGAACUAGGAGAAGCAGCUAUCACAUCCUGGCCGCACAUGCUUUCCGAAGCCUUUAUAUCUACGCUGGAUUCUGAUGACGAUGUAGGCUUGGCUACAGGGCUAUCAUUUGCCAUUCUUGCUCAUCUCUACCUUCCUCUUGCUCUUUUAGAUGAUAUUUGGUUUCUGGGGAAGACGUUCUGUACGGAAAUUUUGAAGAUCAACGCGUUUGUUGAUAGACUUGGCAGUCCUGAGCUUUCUGAAAGGAUGGAAUGGCCUGUGAGCAUUGCGAGGUUACAGGGAGAGAAAGUAUGA
Penicillium argentinense is the source of this 1680-nucleotide messenger RNA. Its product is annotated as Zn(II)2Cys6 transcription factor domain-containing protein. The record is from RefSeq and is a predicted model, not a curated record. Gene Ontology annotation, molecular function: zinc ion binding; DNA-binding transcription factor activity, RNA polymerase II-specific. NCBI's taxonomy places the organism in Eukaryota, Fungi, Ascomycota, Eurotiomycetes, Eurotiales, Aspergillaceae. The coding region runs from base 1 to 1680 and encodes 559 amino acids. Gene Ontology annotation, biological process: regulation of transcription by RNA polymerase II. The transcript has a single exon.